Messenger RNA from Arachis ipaensis, 1032 nucleotides. RefSeq lists its product as uncharacterized. Gene Ontology annotation, biological process: DNA repair; telomere maintenance. Gene Ontology annotation, molecular function: DNA helicase activity. The record is from RefSeq and is a predicted model, not a curated record. NCBI's taxonomy places the organism in Eukaryota, Viridiplantae, Streptophyta, Magnoliopsida, Fabales, Fabaceae.
AUGACUCAUGAGCAAAGGUUAGUAUUCGAUGAGAUACUCAAUGAUGUUAUUACAGACUUUGGUAGUUUUUACUUCCUUUAUGGGCAUGGUGGGUGUGGUAAGACAUUUAUUUGGAAUGGACAUUCUUCUGCUAUUCGGUCUAGAGGAAAGAUUGUUUUAAAUGUCGCAUCCAGUGGAAUUGCGUCUUUACUCCUAUUUGGUGGCAGAACGACUCAUUCUAGAUUUUCAAUACCCAUUACAAUUACUGAUGAAUCUACUUGCAAUAUCAAGCAUGGCAGUUUGAAGGCUGAGCUGCUCAUCCAAAGUAGCUUAAUAAUUUGGGAUAAAGCUCCAAUGCUCAAUAAAAUGUGCUUUGAAGCACUUGAUCGGACGCUCAGGGAUCUUAUGUCAGUUACUGAUCAACAUAAGACACAUCAACCAUUUGGUGGUAAUGUUGUUGUUCUAGGAGGUGAUUUCAGACAGAUAUUUCUGGUGAUUCCGAAAGGGAGUAGACACGAUAUAUUGACAUCAGCUAUUAACUCAUCCCAUCUGUGGUCGUUUUGUAAGGUUCUAAAACUGCAUACGAACAUGAGGCUUCUAAUGUCUUCUUCAGAUCAAGAUGAAGGUGAAAUGAAGAGAUUUUCUAAUUGGAUACUUGAUGUUGGAAAUGGAAAUAUUGGUUCUGUUGUUGGCGAUGAAUCAGAAAUUGAAAUUUCAGAUGAUCUAUUGAUUACAACUACUGAUGACCCUCUAUUUCAUUUAGUAGACUUUGCAUAUCCAAAUUUGUUGCAAAACAUGUCAGAUUAUAGUGUGUCAGAUCUUCUGGAUUUUACAAGUCCUGAGCUUGAUUCUAAUGGAAAUGAACAAGCUCAGAGAAAACAGCAGCGUGGAAAGAUACUUCUACCAAUAAGUGAACAAAACCUGCAACGUGAAGAUGCACCAAGCAAUGUGGGUGUUGUCUAUAACGGCUUGGAAUAUGUUAUUGGUACGGCAGAAAACAAAACAAAAGAAAGAUCUGGCAUGGUGGAUUCCUCACCACCAUUCUUAUAUUAG